Miniopterus natalensis is the source of this 3097-nucleotide messenger RNA. RefSeq names its product DnaJ heat shock protein family (Hsp40) member B12 (gene DNAJB12). Gene Ontology annotation, molecular function: Hsp70 protein binding. Gene Ontology annotation, cellular component: endoplasmic reticulum membrane. NCBI's taxonomy places the organism in Eukaryota, Metazoa, Chordata, Mammalia, Chiroptera, Miniopteridae. The record is from RefSeq and is a predicted model, not a curated record. Gene Ontology annotation, biological process: cellular response to misfolded protein.
AUGUCAUCAUCCCGCGCCCUCCUGCCAGCGACGCGCCGGCGGCUGGCGCAGCCCUUCGCUCGCCCGGCCUCCCCCUCCCUGGUUCCGCGCUCUGGUUCCGCCAUGGAAUCUAACAAGGAUGAAGCCGAGCGCUGUAUUAGCAUCGCCCUCAAGGCCAUCCAGAGCAACCAGCCCGACCGGGCGCUCCGCUUCCUCGAGAAGGCGCAGCGGCUGUACCCGACGCCGCGUGUUCGCGCCCUGAUUGAGUCCCUCAACCAGAAACCACAGUCUGCCGGUGACCAACCCCAACCCACAGACACCACCCAUGCGACCCAUAGGAAAGCAGGUGGGUCCGACACCCCCUCGGCCAAUGGCGAAGCCGGGGGAGGAGGAGAGACCACCAAAGGCUACACUUCGGAACAAGUAGCAGCUGUGAAAAGGGUCAAGCAGUGUAAAGAUUACUAUGAGAUCCUGGGAGUGAGCAGAGGGGCCUCCGAUGAGGACCUGAAGAAGGCCUACCGCAAACUGGCCCUCAAAUUCCACCCAGACAAGAACCAUGCACCGGGCGCCACUGAAGCUUUCAAAGCCAUUGGCACAGCAUAUGCAGUACUUAGCAACCCAGAAAAGAGGAAGCAGUAUGACCAGUUUGGUGAUGACAAGAGCCAGGCAGCCCGGCAUGGCCAUGGGCAUGGGGACUUCCACCGUGGCUUUGAGGCUGACAUCUCCCCAGAAGACCUCUUCAACAUGUUCUUCGGCGGUGGCUUCCCAUCUAGUAACGUCCAUGUCUACAGCAAUGGCCGUAUGCGCUAUAACUACCAGCAAAGGCAGGAUCGAAGGGACAACCAGGGUGACGGCGGGCUGGGGGUAUUUGUCCAACUGAUGCCCAUCCUCAUCCUGAUCCUCGUGUCAGCUCUGAGCCAGCUUAUGGUCUCCAGUCCACCCUACAGCCUGAGCCCAAGGCCGUCGGUGGGCCACAUUCAUAAGAGAGUCACUGACCACCUGAACGUCGUCUACUACGUGGCAGACACCUUCUCUGAGGAGUACACAGGCUCCAGCCUAAAAACAGUGGAGCGGAACGUGGAAGAUGAUUAUAUUGCUAACCUCCGAAACAACUGCUGGAAGGAGAAGCAGCAAAAGGAAGGCUUGUUAUACCGGGCCCGCUACUUUGGCGACACAGAUAUGUACCACAAAGCACAGAGGAUGAGCACCCCAAGCUGUAACCGACUGUCAGAGGUGCAGGCCUCCCUGCAUGGAUAGUCCUGGGCCAGCCACGCUACUGAGGUCCAAACCAUGAAAUCCCUGGAGAAUUUUUGGUGACAUGCACUGAGCCAAGGUGACAGACUGUAUAUUUAAGGAAAGACAUAAAAAGGAAAAAACAAAAAACAUUAAAAUGGAUUGGAGGCCGAACGCCACACAACUGUCCUCUCUCUCACCCAGUAAAUGCAGAAAGCUCUUAGGACAGACAGGAAAACCUGCCACGGGCCUGCUUCCCUUCCUCCCAGGGCUGGCAGAGGCUCAGGCUCCGAAGAGGCUCAGGCUCCACAUCGGCUCUCUCCUAGGAUACAGAAACCAUGGCAACGAAAGCAGAAUGUAAAACUUGUAGCAAAUGUCUGUGGGAAGGGCUGGGGGAGGGGGCGCCCCACUGCCUUUCUUCCCCCUCCCAGGAGCCACCACCAGUCACCUCUCAGUGGAAUCCAGUCAGAGGCGUAGGCAAAGGAUAGAGGAGGAAAGAACUUUCCAGAGAAUGUAAUGUAUAGAUGCGUGUAUAUGUAUAUAUAUCUAUUUAUAUGUAAAUAGCAUAUAUAAAGAUAUAUAUAGAUAUAUAGUCUACUUUUCAAACUGCAGGGAUUUGGUGAAUUGUUUAGUUGAUUUCUUCCCUGUUUUAGAAAACGGACUGUUUGGGGAAGGCAACCUGGUCCCUCACAGGCUAGACAUGAGCCAUAGCUGACAGCAGGAGAAAAGUCGGGUCAGCUCUUAACAUUCCCCUCAGCCAGCCUGGUUUUAAUGGCAGCAGCAAUCAUGAUAGUGUAAAUCUGUGGGAAGUUUUUGAAGGUUGCCAGAUUUAUGGUUAAGUUUGAGGGGAGAAAGUGCCCUUAGGGCCAGGUGCCAGGUCAGUAUUGAGUCAUGGUAGAGGCCCCAGAUGGCCUGGGGUGAGGUCACCCACCUCAAGCUUUGGCCAGCUCAGGUGGGCUCUUUGUCCUGGUGCCCAGGAGCCCUCUGACCCCCUGCCAGAGAACAGCAAGGUUGUGGAGGGACCAGGUUCUGCCUAGCCACCUCGCCUCGCCCCCUUAGUCCCUGAGUGAGUCUUGCCUUAUAGGUGCCACAGGGCGCACAGCUCCAUGGUUGCCACUGGUUUUUCCUGAGUCGUGUACCAAGGACUCUAGAAGGCUCUUCCUCCAAGAGUCAGCCAGCUGGUACCAGGACCCCAGGGCAGCAGCUUACUCCUGAAGAAAGUCUGCCUGUGGGCACAUCUGUCUCUGCCCUCCAUGGACAUGACGCCACCUGGCCUUCUCUUGCACUUUGGACAAAGGAUGUAUUUGAAUCAGGAGGGUUUUCUUAUCCUCACCUUCAAAUGAGGAUUUUUCUCAAAACAGCAGUUGCUGCCAGGGGAAUGAAGGGAGGUUUUAUUUAUUCCCACAGUUUCAGCUGGGCCUUUUGGAAUUACCAUUUUUCCCCUGAAUUUUCCUCUGGCGGUGGGUGUGUCUUUGAGCCUGCCAUCUUCCAAAGCCUUACUUCCCCAAGCUGCCAGCCAGGAGGUGAUAACCAUCCUCCCAGAGUUUCUCCUGGCUCUUUUUAAAGUUCCCCAACAAACAGGUUCUUGGUGGGAAAGGAAGUUUGGUAAAGAAAUGUCAAAUCUGGUUUUUGAACAAGAUCCUGCCCUGUGAUGAAGUGGCCACCCCGGCCCAGAGAAAUGUUAACUGGACAUGGGCAACGGUGUCCCACCACAGUGGCCCUGGCACUCUGCCCCACCAUCCCGACAGCUGGUCUUGGUAGCUGUCCCUAGACAGUCUGAGCCAUGUGCAAUAAGAACAUAGAUCCUAAAGGAUCCCCUGAGAAGCUGUAUUUCUUGAAAUUAGAAUUCUGAAAUUGUACAUCUAUAAAUAUGUUUAUUAUGUGA